AUGCAGCAGUACAAAUCUCUGCAGAACCUCCAACAUGGGGGUGGAGAGCGACCAGAGAGCAAGAGCUUCCCUGUUUGUAACGAAGAACCCAGGCUGCCCGUUUCACAUUCAUUUGUUGACAGCACAACAGAACAUCAGACGAUGAUGUGCGAUGAAUCAUCGUGUGACGGGAUGAUAGAAACAGUGGAACAACUUGUUAGUAGAUCACAAUCAACAAAUGAUGUCGCGAGAGAGUGUUUAGAUUCCAAAUUGAAAACAUCGGCCAGCAGCAACAACUUCAACUGCAACGCUAAAAAUAUUUCUUCAGACGUUGAACAAUCUUGUUUCGACAGCAACAACGUUAGUGUUGGCAACGUGAAAGGACUCGCAAAUGAUUACUCCCAUCAACAAACAAACACAACUCAUGCUGUAAGUGAAUGGUCACAAAAUAUCGAAACGACGAUUUCCAUGCCUCACUUGCAUUUCGAAACAGUUAACGGCUUGAACAAGAAUAAAGAAAGCGCCGAUGCAAAUAACAUGGAUAGACACACAAUCAACGAAAAUGAAACUGCUGAAAACAAUAUGAACCGUGUUGUGUUUGUUGGCAACAACAACAUACGUGAAAACUCUGACGAUUCCAAUAACUUAGUUAACGAAAAGGACGACGUAACAAGGGUGUCCGAAAUAAUUAACACCAUCGCGCAAGAAAAUUUUCAUCAAUUUGAAAACAAAAUUCCUUCUACCACCAACUCUGACAGCAACUCCGAUAAGUACAAAAACUACAACAAUUACUAUGAAAGUAGCGAUGGCGGCGACCAAACUGAUAUCAAAUCUGAAGUUGAAUCUCCCUGCAACAAAACCAGCACUUCAAACAACGACGUCUACGACGAAAGCGAAAAUGAAUAUCGUAGAAAGAUACAAAUAAAAAAAUUAACGCGUCAAAUGUUGCGCAAUCCGUUGUAUAAUUAUAAUGAAAAUAUUCUUGAAACUCCACCUCCUUCAUCUUCCUCGUCAUCUUCACCUUCUGAUAUGUUACAGAAGAAACCGUUAGCUAGAGAGGAAAAUUUCGAAUGGACAAACCCUCAACUGCUGAGAAGCUGGAUUAAUGAUGCUACAGGUACGGAGACAUCACCUGCAUCCACACCAACCAGCAUCAAAUUACACUCAACUAUUAACAAUGUAUUAAUCUCUAAGGAAACAUAUCCGCAACUCCCAGCGUUCACUUCUCAAACAGCUACAACAGAGUUUCCAUCGCCAAAAUCUGCCACACGUGCGCCAACAUUGGCAAUGAAACUUUCCACACUACCGAAAACGACGAAUGAUGAUGACAAGACAGGCGCUGACACGACGACAACAGUUGAUAAUAUCAAGGCUUCGUAUAUUAAUAUAAAAACAACUUAUGAUGAAAUAACAAAAACAUGUGAUGACAUCGAAAUAAAAAACGAUGCCACAAUUUCAUUAUGUAACAUCAAAAUGACAAAUGACAAUGCGACAGACACAAAGCACGACCCAAAAGUUAAAACAAAUGACAUGAAUCAGGCGAAAAAAUAUAUAAGUUAUUUUUAUAGUCUGAGUGAAGGAUUGGACGACGAUAUGCACGAUGACUUGAUGUCAUCAACAUUUUCCAUGCAAGAACUAUUAUCCAACUAUUUUGUCAAUCAAAAUGAAGUCAGAAGUUGCAAUAAUAACACUUUUCAAAACUCCGUCACGAGUGGCAGCACCAAAACCCAUGUAAAUAUAAACAGAAAUGAAACUGUAGACUCUGGUGAUAACAUUACUUCUACCUUGAGUCGUAAGAACAAAAAUGAAAACAACAACACAACAGAAAAUUUUAUUUGCAGUGAAGCUGAAUGUGAUGAAAGGCAGGAGGGACCUAUCUACGUGACCAGAGACAAUUUCAGAAACUGCUACGAAGAAACAAAAUGUGAUGUUAAAUGUACAAAUGAUAUUGUAGAAGUUUCUGAAACAAAAAUGCCUUUUGACAAAAAUAACUUUUCAAUUAUUUUGAAACCUGAAAUACAACAGGACGAAAAUGAUGCUUUUCCUUUUGGGCUUCCGGACAUCUUAGAAAGUACAAAAGAAGCAACUGAUACUGAUUAUCAACUAAUGCAAUCACCAUCUAAAAAUCAGAUUGAUGACAGUAAAAAGAACGAUUUCAACUAUGUUGUUAAAAAAGACGGUGACGCAAUUUGUGAAAGUAACGACCGAAACAUCUCAAACAUUGUAGAAGAAGAUCAGAGUAACAAAACUCCACUAGAGCUUUCGAACUCAGCAACAUCAUCACAAGUUGAAUCAGGGUCACUGAUAUCAUCAAAAAUCGUUACAACUUCGCAUCUCUCUAGCAGUACGUUGCCACAAGCACAGUCAUCAAAUGCUACAACAGCUUCCGUCGUUCAUAACAGAUUUUUUCCACAAACAAUCCAUGCCGAAACUUCGCUUUCUGCAUCCAGCCCAUUACUUACUACACCAUGUCCGGAUCUGACGUUCAUUAGGAGGAAACUUUUCAACAAAAAUGUUUCACCCAAUUCAGUGCGACAUCAAUCCUCCAAAAAUAUGUCUACAAGUAUUUUUAAUAGGUACCUAUUCAUUAAAAACGGUGUUGACAGUUUGCAAACUACUGAUGAUGAUAACAUUAUUCGAGAGGAGAAUAAGAAUUGUCAUAAAAAUGUAUCAAGAUCAUCAUCUGAAUGCCCUCAAAAAGAGUAUACCAAAACCGAAAUGUUCCCGUCAAACAGCAGCACUGACGACGCGGCCAACCAGUUUUUGACAGCCAGCUGCGAUAAUUUAUUCGGAGAUAAUUCCAAAAGGAAUGACCGUUAUAGCAGAAACGUUAGAAACAGUUUAUUUAAUUCUUAUCAGACCAGAUCACUAACAGAUAACAGCAGAGAUUACAGCAGGGGCCACGACGCCUACUCGCUUUCAAACGAAGGGUUCGACCCAGAAUGGUCUAUAAAAGAAAAAACAGACUUUAACCAGAACUGCUCUGAAAAUAGAUUUAAUUCACUUGAUAACCGUGUUUACAGCCGUUUAAAUAAAGAUUCCAUGUUUAAACGUAAUAGGCCACCUUUAUAUUUUUUCGCAAACGACGCCAACAGGAAGGUAUGGAAUCAUUUGACGAGUAAAAAUUCUAACGAGUCCGAUAGUUCAGACGCGUCUUUUAAAAUUAACUCGUUGCCUCGAAUACCGUCACAAAGCGAUCGAACCUGGCGAUUCAUGCUUGAAAGAACCGCUUCGUACGACAUCGAUACCAACAAAACAAAACCGCCCAAAAAAGCUUCCUCGGUCUGCACGCUCCAGCCGAUUCCAAGAACAGCGAUGGCUAAGUUCAACGACGACGGAACGCCGAGAUCGAUUUUAAAGAAAAAAUAUAAAAUUUUAAAUUGAUUUUUACAAUUUUUUUUUAUAGUUUUGCUUGAUUUUUGGCUUUAGAUUUCGUCGAACUGUUCAUAGUAAAGAUAAUCUGUAACAAUGUCAUCAUGUUUUAGAAAUAAAAUAAUCAACAAAAAACAACAAAA
This is a messenger RNA of Helobdella robusta, 3494 nucleotides long. RefSeq lists its product as hypothetical. The record is from RefSeq and is a predicted model, not a curated record. Bases 1 to 3363 code for a protein of 1120 amino acids. NCBI's taxonomy places the organism in Eukaryota, Metazoa, Annelida, Clitellata, Rhynchobdellida, Glossiphoniidae. The transcript has a single exon.